Kickxella alabastrina is the source of this 243-nucleotide messenger RNA. RefSeq lists its product as uncharacterized. NCBI's taxonomy places the organism in Eukaryota, Fungi, Kickxellomycota, Kickxellomycetes, Kickxellales, Kickxellaceae. Gene Ontology annotation, biological process: negative regulation of mitotic cell cycle; negative regulation of cell population proliferation. The transcript has a single exon. The record is from RefSeq and is a predicted model, not a curated record. Gene Ontology annotation, cellular component: nucleus; cytoplasm. The annotation marks the transcript as partial.
CUUACUAGCAAGUACUCGGGCCACUGGCAUUUGGACCAGACCAAUAUCGGCAGCGGUUACAGGUCAAUGAGCAACUGGCGGAGACUCGACGACUCAUUUGUUCAGGCUGCUGAGCAGUCCGGCGUGGCGGUUGACCUUCUCGAGCGGCUGUUGCCUCGCGACAUUGUGCUCUGGUGCGACCCGUACAACGUCACCUACAGAAUCGGAGACUAUGGGACAGUUUACACAGUGUACGAGGACAAA